GAGUUCGCGCCGUCGAAAAAAACGCUCGAGUUCUGUUCUAACCUGCUCUGACUCCGGGGAGCAGGGCAACGCAGAGCAGUCAAAACAAAUGGCGGCACCGAUUGAUCAAUUACGUGGAUUACGUGUAAUCGAAAUUAUGCAGGAUUUGUUGUCAUCAGACAGUUCUGAUGAUGACGAUGAUAUUAUUGAUGUACAAUUAUUGAGGAAUAAUGCCAGAAGACGCCGAUGGGGUGAAGUUCCCAAAGUUGAAAAUUUUAUUCGCGAUGUAGUUGACAAGUAUUCAGAGCCAGAAUUUAAAAGUGAUUUCCGAGUAUCUCGUGAAACAUGUAAUUAUUUAAUUGAAUUGUUUGAACAAAGUGUAUAUUGUCCCCGAGGAGCACCUUUUGGCGGUGUUGAAGCGAAAAGUGCCGAAGAACACAUUCUGUGUUAUUUAUGGUUUGCAGGUAACAAAGCAGUUUACCGGACCGUAGCUCAUAUUUUUGGAAUUAGUAUAUCGACAGCACACAAGAUGAUAGAUAGUGUAAUAAAUUUUUUAACUGACGAAUUGGGCCCAUCAGUAAUAAAAUUUCCAAGUACUGAGGAAGAAAAACAACAAAAUGCAGAAGAAUUCGAGCAGAUUGCAGGGUUUCCAGGAGUAGUUGGAUGCAUUGAUGGAACAUUCAUCAACAUUCGUACACCUAUCCAUAAAAUUAAAUCAACUUAUGUCAAUCGUCACGAUAUCACUUCAUUAACUUUGCAAGCAAUAUGUGAUGCGAACCAAAAGUUUUUGGAUGUCUUCACCGGAGUACCGGGCAAGAUCCACGAUGCAAAAACAUUUUCAUUAUCAUUUAUUCGGCCUAAAGUGCUGCAGAUGGGACGAGACUUUCAUAUACUGGGAGAUGCCGCAUAUCCAAUAAAUGAAAACGUCAUGACGCCAUAUCGAGAGUAUAGAGAUUUGACAGAAGAACAACGAGAAUUUAACUACCGACUUUGUCGUACAAGAGUUAAAAUUGAAAAUGCUUUCGGGUUCCUGAAACAAAGGUGGAGGCAGUUGAUACGGACGGAUAUGUGGCGUGUUUUGAAAACAUCAAAAUUUAUAAUUUCAUGUUGCGUGAUGCACAAUUUAUGCAUUGAACGGAAUGAUUUUCUAAAUGAGUUAGAAAAUAAUGCAAGAAACGACCAAGAAAAUUUUGUAAAUCAUGACGACAAUGCUAGACUUGGUCAGCUGAAACGUGAUGAAUUGGCUAGACAAUUUGUAUAAAAAUUGACUCAAUCUCUACUACUAAACUUAACACAAAAUGAUGACAUAAUUAAUAUUGACAUUGUAAAAGAAAAUGUAUUGUGAAUUGUAAAGAAUAUAUAACGAUUGAAUAU
Molecule: messenger RNA, 1353 nt
Organism: Temnothorax curvispinosus
Lineage: Eukaryota; Metazoa; Arthropoda; Insecta; Hymenoptera; Formicidae
Product: putative nuclease HARBI1
Exons: 4
Coding region: 89-1240 (383 amino acids)
Source: RefSeq, a predicted model, not a curated record